GCCGUGCCCCGGGGCGCUGCCGGUGCCGGCGCCGCCGAUGGCGCCGCGGUUCGGGCCGCUGCAGCUGGCGCUGGCGGCCGCGGGGACGGCGUCGGCGGCGCUGGACGUGUGCGCGGACGGGUGGGUGGCGGCGGGGUACGCGCGGGGCGGGCGGCCCGGCCUGGCCGCGCUGGUGCUGGCGCUGCGCGCCGCCGGCUCGGUCGCCACCCAGGCCUGCAGCUGGCUGUGGCUGCGCUCCGACCCGCCCGCCCUGCGCCCCGCCGCGUCCCCGGCGCUGCUCAACGCCCUCCACCUCCUUCAGCUCGGCUUCCUCUUCAGGUGCCUCCAUGCGCUGAAGGUGGGCUGGAAUGUGUGUUGGGCGGCGGAGGAGGAAGACGAGGAGCAGAGCCGUAUGGCCUUCCUGUCCCACGACAUCAGCAUGCUGCGCCUCUUCGAGACCUUCCUGGAGAACACCCCGCAACUCACCCUGCUCCUCUACGUUAUCCUGCAGACCAACAAGGCAGAGCCCUCCCAGGGACUGGGGCUCUGCACCACGUUCCUGUGUGUGACCUGGUCUCUACUGGACUAUCACCAGUCCCUGCGCUCCUUCUUGCAGGACAAGUACGAGCUGAGCGUGAGCUCCUCCGUCGUCUACUUCUUGUGGAACCUCUUGCUCAUCUGUCCCCGCAUCCUGACGGUCACCCUCUUUGCCCUGCUCUGGCCCUACGCCGUGGCUGUGCACUUCCCACUCGUGUGGCUGGCCAUGUUCCUCUGGGUCAGCCUGCAGGGCACGGACUUCAUGGAGUCGCCCGGCCCUGAGCAGCUCUACCGGGCCAUCGUGGCCGUGGUCCUCUACUUCAGCUGGUUCAACGUGUCCCAGGGGAGGACGCUGUAUCGCAGCAUCAUCUACCACGGCUUCAUCCUGGUGGACAGCACGCUGCUGGCCCUGUCCUGGCUCUGGUGCCGGUCCCCCUCUGACGAGCACUCCUACCUCAUCCCGGUGGUCUCUGCCGCCCUGCCCUGCUACCUGCUGGGGCUGGCGCUGAGGGUCACCUACUACAAGUGGCUGCACCCCAACCUGCGGGCACGGCGGGAAGGCGGCUUUGACGAGGUGGAUGCCAACAGGCGGAGCAGUGGGAUGGAGCUUCCCUCGCCCUUGGAGCCAGACCUCGUGAACAAGCGGAUGCGGUGGCUGGCCCAGACCCAGUUCUCCAUCUCCUGGCCAGUGGGGCAGCACUCCCUGAAUGGGGCUGCUGCUGUCGAGUCUGCUGUCUGAGGCUGGUUCCUCCAGAGUGACUUGCCCAGGAGCUGAUUUGUUCAUCCUGCUCCUGGUUCUGUUCCCCCGGGGCUGUUGUUUUGGGCAGCUGGAGGGACCUGGCAGAAAAUGGGGUGGUGUGUCCCACAUCUCCCAUGGCUGUGCCCAUGGGGACAGCCACGGUGCUGGGGGGUCCAGCACACAUGUGGCUGCGUUGCCCUGUGGCUUCUCCCUCUAUUUAUUAGCUUUUUCCAAAAAAACCCAAAAAGCAAAGCAGUGGUGUGUUCUCUGUGUGCUGCUGCAGGAGCAGGGUCCCUGCUUGGUCUGAGCUGUCUGUUCUCAAGCAGGACCUUCCUCAUGCUUUGCUGUUGAGGUCACAGACUGCCUGUUAUCCAUGUAUUCAGGGAGGGACAGCGCUGUGCUGGGAGGACGGCUGCAGGGCAGGUCAGUACAGACACCUCGGGGUCCCUUUGCUGCGUUCCUGCUGAUGCUGUGACCAGGCUGGAGCUGGCCAUGGCCAGUUCUCAGCUGUAGGUGUGUGAUGUGGUCACUGAGGUCCCGCAGGACCUUGGCAGGGGCUGUGGACUGGGUGAUCUCCAGAGGUCCCUUCCACCCCUUCAUGGUGCUGUGGGGCACCGGCACCAGCUGCUUCCCUCUGGAGCUGCCCCCAGCUCCGUGCCACAACCUGAGCAGAGCCUAGGGCAGCCGCUGGCUCCUUGUGCUGUUCCCGGGCAGCACAUCCCAGCUGCUCCCCCCAUCAUCACCCACCCUCCCGGCGGGACCCUGUCCCGGGAGGGGACCCCCCCACAGCAGGGCAGGGCUGGGGGGAGGCAGCUCCCUUCACCACUGCUCCUAUGGCAAGAUAAGGCCGAGGCCAAGGCCGGCGGAUGGGAGGAGGGCUGGCUGCUGCUGCUGCUGCUGCUGUGAAAAGGGAAGGGAAGGUUUGUGCAGGACUAUCCAAGCACCAUGUGCCCCCCCCCGGGCACCAGAGCAGAGCCCAGGAGCUGGUACCUCUGGUUGCUUCCACCAUUGGCUCCCACAGGAACCCCCCUAACGCUGCUGGUGCCCCCAAGCCCAGCCCAGGCGCGUGCAGGGGACAGGGGCUUUGGGGGGGUGUGUCAGAGACCAGGCUGAAGCAGUGACUAUAGAAAAUAAAGACUUUAUUUGUUUUUCCAGUUCAUAGGACAGUUCCCAUUGCAGACCAUGAACAGGCAAUGGCUCCGCAGCCAGCGGUGCCCAGGGCUCAUCCUGAUCCCGCUGCAGAGGGGCCGGGAGCACAGCAGGGGCUGCACUGGGGGUGCUGCUGCUCCCAGCUCGCCCCUGGAGGCAGCGAACAGAGCGGAGCAGGGGGGGUUUAAGCCCCAGUGGCUGUGGUGAAGCUGGAGGGGAGGCAGCAGCCCCGCUGCCAUCCCUGUGCUGGGUUUGGCACCAGGUCAGGAACAGGAGAGCAGAGACAAGAAAAUCAACAGAGGGACAGAGCUGCUGCUCCGGCCCCACAGGAGAUGGGAAAAGCCUUAAUCCAGCCAGGAGGGGGAAAAACAAACCAGCCAGGGCAACCUUUAUUAAACAUGAACACAGGAACGUACCAACAACCUCUGGUUAGAAAAGGACUUUACAUACAUUCAAGGAAACGUGUAUAAAUAUCCGUGUGGAGCAUCCCUGGCUGCAGCGGUUCCACACUUGAGGAAAAAGUCUGCUGAAAUCUUAGAAUUUCCUUAAAACCAUUUGAAGUAAAGGCAGCUGAAGCCGAGCUGGGGGUCCCUGGGGUCUGCACCCCCUCUGCAGCCUGCUGCGGGCCCUGGGGAACUGGAUGGUGGGAGGUUAAGGCACAGGGUUUAA
This is a messenger RNA of Strigops habroptila (Kakapo), 3073 nucleotides long. It is a transcript of the gene XKR8, whose product is annotated as XK related 8. The record is from RefSeq and is a predicted model, not a curated record. Lineage: Eukaryota; Metazoa; Chordata; Aves; Psittaciformes; Psittacidae. The transcript has 3 exons. The coding region runs from base 38 to 1255 and encodes 405 amino acids. Gene Ontology annotation, biological process: apoptotic process involved in development; phosphatidylserine exposure on apoptotic cell surface; engulfment of apoptotic cell. Gene Ontology annotation, cellular component: plasma membrane.